AUGGAGAGCACCUCGUUUGAGUUAAGACCGCAAGGUCAAGUACCAAUAUAUCCUCUCACAUUGGGUGAACGGCUUGCACAUGCGGAUAAUUAUCGUAUCGAUCAUGAAAAUCUAGAGAAGACUCGUGAAAGUAUUCGGAAGUUUUACCGUAGCGUCUAUGCAUCACAACACACCGGUGACCAUAAGACUUGCGAGAGAUGUAUUGGAAUAAAUCGUCAAAUGCGCAAAGCUUAUGAGGAUUGGUAUCUUUCAGAAGAGCCGAAUCGCUGGUACUCCAAACUUUUUGACUAUAAGGAAGAAUUACAGUCGAUGUUUAAAAAACCUGAAAUCUACAGUCUCGCCGAUAUCCACAAGAGAGCAGACCAGGAGCUCCGGGCGCAUCUGAAGAAAGAUAUUUGUGCACACAGACCAGGCGAUAGCGAAGACGUUGCUGAGUUCAAGGACCGUACUGCAAUGGAACUGGACGAAGGGAGAGAUAUCUCAAAAGUUCUGACGGCUUACCUGACUGACCAAAUCAAGUGGUGCCCACUGUCUGAUCGAGUAGACUUUGUCCUUCGCCUCAACGACACUACAUCUAAUGAAGAACGGAUUCCAAUUUACAUCGCUUAUUACUGUAGUCCGUUAGAAUCGGAUUCCACUAGCAUACGGAACUUCAAAAACAAAUAUGCGCGUAUAUUUGAAAGUGGCGUUCCCCACGAUGAGGUUGUUGCCGCCAUGAAGAAAGAGGGUGCUCGUUCGAAGGAAACCGAAAUGGCACAUCUCCAACACCGUCUGAAUGAGCUCAACCUCGCACAAUCUGCUCACCUCAAGGCAAAAGCAAAGAAAGCCGAGAAAGAUUCCCUCAAAUACCAACAUUAUCAGGAGGUAGUAAAGCAGAGUAAAGCACUUUGUGCCUAUGAUGGCUGUGAUGAAGACGUGGACUUGACCGUACCCAACGGGGCAAUACAGUGUGUUUUAUGCGAUUGGAUUGCUUCAAAAGUUCCAGAAGACAGAGAUCAUAAAAGACACUACUAUUGCUGUCCUGAUCAUGCGCUUUUGGAUCAUGAAGUACACGAUAACGCAAAUCACUACUGUCUGAGUGCCCAUUGGAAAGAUCGUUGUCUUACGGACUUAGGCGCCGGUGAAAAUGAAGGCUAUGAUGGAAUGGGGUUGUGUAAAGUCUGCUUGAUAAGUGGACACAAGGCUCUCUUCUGCUCCCAGGAGUGUUACGAGAAGAACUACAAUCAACAUGCUGCGGAGUGGCACACGGAUGAGAAUGCACAGAACUCGCUAGAGGUUUUCAGGAUGCCGGAUGAUUUAAUAAUCGAGGAUGUUGUUGAUGAUCCUGGAAUAGAGAGUGGCGAGGUGGAGGAUACGGAGAUGCAGGGCAUCUAG
This is a messenger RNA of Sclerotinia borealis F-4128, 1374 nucleotides long. NCBI's taxonomy places the organism in Eukaryota, Fungi, Ascomycota, Leotiomycetes, Helotiales, Sclerotiniaceae. The record is from the annotation of a GenBank genome assembly.